AUGGAUGGUUGCUGUAAGGUGAUUUUAUUAUUUGGGAUAAUUACAAGGCAGGUCGUAGAACUGAAUGUGAAAGAUAUUAAAAUCGGUAAUACUGAUGGAAUAAAGUUUAUUAAAGAUAGUACUGAAUUGGAUGGAUUAGAAUAUCUUGCUCAAAAAGAAAAUGCCGGUUUGGUUUCAUUAGCAAAAUCUAACAGAAAACACGAACGACCAGAGGAGUGGACGCGGCGAUGUGGUGAUGAUCAGUCAUACUAUUUUGAGCCACUUAACGAAUGCUAUCUUAUCAGUCUCGCUCAGUUUCUGAAUGUAGAUCCGGAUCGUAAGAUUGCAUAUGGUGGCACUCGUAAUGAAUAUAUGUUCAACUGCUGGCAGCAAUAUCAGGGCAAGUUGCUUGAUAUUGGAUUGGAAUAUAUUGCUGAGAAAAUGAGCUUCGUCAAAGAGAUGAUAACAAAUUUUAAUCAUCGAUCGUUUAACCGACAAGCAAUUCAAGUUGGUUUUAUGAUAAAUCGAAAAUACGAACUGAUUUCGCAGAACGGUGAGCACUAUGACUUGCUAGACAAAAUGAACAUGCAACAUCCAAACCGAAGUGAAGGCACUUUCUGUUCCAAUGUUUGCUGCGUCGUGUUUUUCGCGGAUACACGAGCUGCAGUCAACGUGAAGAUGGUGUAUACGAGUUGCGAUAAUCGUACACGAGCACUGAGCUACAUUUGUGAAGCACCUGCACUUGCAUAA
Molecule: messenger RNA, 729 nt
Organism: Loa loa (African eye worm)
Lineage: Eukaryota; Metazoa; Nematoda; Chromadorea; Rhabditida; Onchocercidae
Exons: 2
Coding region: 1-729 (242 amino acids)
Source: RefSeq, a predicted model, not a curated record